UCGGACAGGUCCACGGUGGGGUUUGUGCCAAGCGUCUGCCGGGCGGGCUCGCCGCGCCCGCUCCAUGCCGCUGGGGCCGGGGGCGCUGCGGAGCGGGGCAGGGGGCGUUCGCCAUGGCCGAGGCGGGGGCCGAGGAGGAGCAGCAGAAAGCGGCGCCGGCAGGAGUGAAGAUGGAGAACAUGUAAAAAUUAAAUAUUUCAGGGAAGCUCAUAGUCAAACAGAAAAACGAAGAAGAGAUAAAAUGAAUAACUUGAUAGAAGAAUUAUCUGCUAUGAUACCUCAGUGCAAUCCUAUGGCACGUAAAUUAGACAAACUUACAGUAUUACGAAUGGCUGUGCAGCAUUUCAAGUCAUUAAAAGGUUCUACCAGUUCUUAUGCAGAAGUUCAAUAUAAGCCUUCAUUUUUACAGGAUGGUGAGCUGAGACAAUUAAUCCUUAGGGCUGCUGAUGGGUUCCUGUUUGUGGUUGGAUGUGAUAGAGGAAAAAUUCUUUUUGUCUCUGAAUCAGUCUGCAAGAUACUUAAUUAUGAUCAGGCCAGCUUGAUUGGACAAAGUUUAUUUGACUACUUGCAUCCAAAAGAUGUUGCCAAAGUGAAGGAGCAACUAUCCUCUUCAGACGCUUCACCAAGAGAAAAGCUUAUAGAUGCCAAAACUGGCUUGCAAGUACGUAUGGAUUUUCAAGCUGGAUCAGCUCGAUUGCAUUCUGGUGCUCGGCGUUCCUUCUUCUGUCGGAUAAAGUGUAGUAGGAUCACAGUCAAGGAAGAAAAGAAAUGCUUGCCCAACUCAAAGAAGAAAGAGCACAAAAAGUACCGUACAAUCCAUUGUACUGGCUAUCUGAAGAGCUGGCCUCCUACCGAGGUGGGAGUGGAAGAGGAGAGUAAUGCAGAAGACAGCAGUAACUUUAACUGUCUUGUUGCAGUUGGGAGAUUGCAUCCUUAUAUUGUUCCACAAAAGAGUGGUGAGAUAAAGGUCAAACCAACAGAAUUUGUUACACGCUUUGCCAUGGAUGGAAAAUUUGUUUAUGUAGACCUACGUGCAACAGCAAUUUUAGGGUAUCUGCCGCAAGAGCUUCUAGGAACUUCUUGUUAUGAGUACUUCCAUCAAGAUGAUCACAAUCAUCUAGCUGAUAAACACAAAGCAGUGUUGCAGAGUAAAGAAAAAAUAUUUACAAAUUCCUACAAAUUCAGAGCAAAAGAUGGAACUUUCAUUACAUUGAAGAGUCAAUGGUUUAGUUUCAUCAAUCCAUGGACCAAAGAACUGGAGUACAUUGUAUCAACCAACACUGUAGUGUUGGGUCACAAUGAGUCAGGAGAAGAAGCAUUACUACCCUGUAGUUCCCAGUCCUCAGAAGAUACUUCAAAGCAGUCUUUUCCCAGUGUUCCUGGGAUGUCCACUGGAACAAUACUUGGUGCUGGAAGCAUAGGAACUGAGAUUGCAAAUGAAGUAUUAAACUUAGAAAGGUUACAUUGUUCUCCAUCUAUUGGUGAGUUAAGUCCAUCUGAUCUUAUGAGGAAAUCUUCUCCAACUUUAACUCCAAAAUGCAGCAAUGUGCCAAAUAAAGAGUUGAUUCAGUUAUGUCCUUCAGAAAUGGAGGACUUGGAGACCUUGGGGCAAAAUCAGGGCACUGUUUCAUUCCCAAGCAAUGAACCUCUUCUCAGUGACAGUUGCCAGUUGGAUUUUGAUGCAAUGUGUGAAAAUGAUGAUACUGCCAUGGCGUCUCUCAUGAAUUACUUGGAAGCUGAAGGAGGCCUUGGGGAUCCAACAGAACUCUGUGAUAUACCAUGGACUCCCUAGUGGUUCUUUUAUAUACAAAUGAGAAGAAUGUAAAAUUCUGUAAUGCACAACAACCGCACAUCCUCAAGUACUGUAUUGGUCAUUUUUAAGGCUUUAUUUUAAUUCAUAUUUACUAUCUGUAUAUUUGCUAAGACUUUUAUGCCUUGUUCACAAAGAAAUGGCUUGUUCUGCACAUAUAGAAAAAAUGUGAUAUUUUUUCAUGACAGAGAACCUCAAAAUUGUAUUGAUCCAUAUCUGACUAGAGUGCUUACAACACGUGGUUAUAUUUUUGCUAAAAAGCUUUAACCCAAAGAUACUGUACAAUGUAUAGGAAUAACCGUGUUCAUCUAAAUGUUUUAAUACUUUAAAAAACAAACAAAAAAAGCUUUUAUUUGUAAUUUUCUUUUAAGAAUUGGGUGGAAAAGUAUUUCUCCAUGUCACUUCUGUAGGACUUUCUCUACUUGCACAGUUUGAGAAAUGUUUUUGUACCUCUAAGCUUUCUUUGAAAAUAUGGUUUCCACACUGCAAAAUUGUAAGAAAAGUACUAUAGGACAAAAGGGGACAUUGCCGUUUACAAUUCUUUGCCCUUUUUAGAAGUAUUGUGUACAAUUUUUGUAGUCAAGUAAAAACAAAAGAAAAAACAAUAGUCUGGGAGCAAGAAACCAAGUUAUAGGAUUUGUGUUAAAUUAUCCAGUAUGCUGACCAGGAAAAGGAUUUGAGAGUUCUGGACAAACAAUGUUAAACAUUGUCCCACAGCACAAAUGUGACUGGUGGGGAGGAAGAGAGACAAAAUAGUCUAAUACAAAGUAUUAUUUAAAUAUAUUAGUAGAGGGACAGAACACAAAACCAUAGUAGUAAUACUGUAACUGUAAUAAAACCAUUUGGUCACUAUAGUUUGGGGGAUAUUAUUGCCUUGGAAAUAUGUGUUAGAGCAGUGGAUUUCAACCUCUUUUCAUUUGCAGUUCCCUAAAAAAAUUUGAAUGGAGGGAUGGAUCCCUUUGGAAAUCGUAGACAUAGUCUACAGACCUCCAGGGGUCCAUGGACCACAGGUUGAAAACCACUGUUAUAGAGCAUAGCUAUUUAAAGAAAGCAGAUAUAAAAUUAGUCAAUAUAAUCUUACGUCUGGAGAAAAGUGAGAAUUGAGGAGCCGGAGAUUUUAAAAA
Trachemys scripta elegans is the source of this 2934-nucleotide messenger RNA. It is a transcript of the gene BMAL2, whose product is annotated as aryl hydrocarbon receptor nuclear translocator like 2. Gene Ontology annotation, molecular function: protein dimerization activity; DNA-binding transcription factor activity, RNA polymerase II-specific; RNA polymerase II cis-regulatory region sequence-specific DNA binding. Gene Ontology annotation, cellular component: aryl hydrocarbon receptor complex; nucleus; cytoplasm. The record is from RefSeq and is a predicted model, not a curated record. Gene Ontology annotation, biological process: regulation of transcription by RNA polymerase II. Lineage: Eukaryota; Metazoa; Chordata; Testudines; Emydidae.